AUGGCACUGUCGCCUAUCGUACUCGCGGUCAGUCUGCUGGCUGGUACUACUGUUCUAUGGCGCAUGUUCGCCUACUUGCGGUUGCGCCUUGCGAGCUCGGUGAUAUACAGCAUCCCGGGCCCUCCGGCCAGUUCUUUUUGGACUGGUAACAUGACGGACCUAUUCGAUCACAAGCAAGAGGCAUUUUAUCAUAGCGUGGCUACAGAUUACGGCUCCAUCGUGAAGAUCAGCGGCUUCCUGGGUCGCCCGAUGCUGGUCGUGGCAGACCCUAAGGCUUUGCACCACAUGCUCAUCAAGGAGGAGCACGUUUACCAAGAGACCAAACAGUUUAUAUCGACGAACUUGGUCUACUUCGGUCCUGGUCUCCUAUCUACAUUGGGCAAACAGCACGCAAGACAGCGAAAGCUUCUGAAUCCUGUGUUCUCUGUGAACCACAUGCGUCACAUGCUAUUAUUGUUCUAUGAUAUCACACACAAACUCCGUGAUGCUCUCAAGUCUCGCCUGCAGAAUGGGCCCAAGGACGUCGAUGUGCACGACUGGAUGGGACGCACUGCGCUUGAAUUGGUCGGCCAAGGCGGUUUGGGCUACUCCUUCGACACGCUGGUGGAGGAUAGCAAGGACGAAUACGGUCAGGCCCUGAAACGCUUUGCCCCGCUCGUCUCCACCGUGUCUUUGGUUGGCGGUGUCGUUUCUCCCUCGAUGAAGCUGCCGAAGUGGCUACGCAGGACAAUAGUGGAGUCUUUCCCUGCCGGAACACGCAUCGAAAGACUUAAGAAGGUUGUUGACACUAUGGACGGAAACGCAAGAGCCGUCUACACCGCGAAGAGGUGUAGUCUCGAGAAAGGUGAUGCGGAGGUCGUAAAGCAGGUAGGCGCGGGCAAGGAUAUCAUCAGCGUCCUCAUCCGCGCAAACACUACGGCACAAGAGAAGGACAGGCUCUCAGAGGAAGAGAUCGUUGCACAGAUGUCUACCCUGAUCUUCGCCGGGAUGGACACCACUUCGAACACUCUUUCGCGUAUUCUAUGGAUCUUGGCCCAGAACCCUGACGUUCAGAUGAAACUCCGCGAGGAAUUGCUUGACGCGAACGCCAUGGAAAGUUUGGCCUACGAUGAAUUGAACCGCCUCCCCUACCUGGAUGCCGUGUGUCGGGAGACCAUGAGAGUCUAUCCUACGGUGAACCUCCUGUUCAGAGUGGCAACCGAGGACAGCGUCCUCCCGCUUUCGGAACCACUCAACACGCGUGACGGCAAGAGGCUGACUGAGAUCCCUGUUCCAAAAGGAUCGGAUCUGCUAAUAGGUGUACUCGGAAGCAAUCUCAGCCGCGCCUUAUGGGGAGAAGACGCCAUGGAAUGGAAGCCUGAGCGUUGGAUCAAUGGCAUCCCUGCUGCCGUCUCCGACGCGCAUAUCCCUGGUGUAUAUUCCAAUCUGAUGUCGUUCUCCGGAGGAAAGAGAGCCUGCAUGCAAGUCGGCUUCAAGUUCUCCGAGAUGGAAAUGAAGGUCGUACUGUCUGUCCUCGUCUCGACUUUCACUUUCGAGUUGGGCGAGCAGCCAAUCGCGUGGAACAUGGGCGGACUCGUUUUUCCAACCGUCGGAUGGGAGAGUAUCGAGCCAUCGCUUCCCUUGAAGUUGAGUCUGUACAAGCCUGCUCUCUAGUAAACUGUGCAAGGAUGUUGUGUAUGGAAUAUGCAACGUGAGCGCAUGUGACUUGUACUACCAGCAUACGUCGCUUAACUUACAUCUAGUGUAUGAGCCACUGCUGCGAAGAUUCCGACCGCUUAAAUUCCUGGUUAUUGCAUGAAAUUAUAUCUUUUCUGGAACAUCCCGACGCUGGCGCUGAUCUCUGAGAGGCUGUCGAGGGUUGGCUGCAACUUGGCUCUCAUAUAUGGGCCGCAUCACCCUGCGUCGAUGAUCACUACCUCGCAAUCUGAAUUGUAACUCGGACGACCAAUUUGAACCCACCUCUGUACCGGCGAGUUCACUAGCAUAUAAUGGUUUGACUUUUGACUUCGCGCAAUAU
This is a messenger RNA of Rhodofomes roseus, 2017 nucleotides long. RefSeq names its product cytochrome P450. The transcript has 14 exons. The coding region runs from base 1 to 1653 and encodes 550 amino acids. The record is from RefSeq and is a predicted model, not a curated record. Gene Ontology annotation, molecular function: monooxygenase activity; oxidoreductase activity, acting on paired donors, with incorporation or reduction of molecular oxygen; heme binding. NCBI's taxonomy places the organism in Eukaryota, Fungi, Basidiomycota, Agaricomycetes, Polyporales, Fomitopsidaceae.